AUGAACGGCGCACGCGAAGAAGAAACCGAAAAACAGCAACAACUCGAACUAUGUCCAUCUUUAUUUGGCCUCAAACGAGUCGAAGAAGUGGCGAAAAUCCAGGCCGAAAAAUUACAACAGCAGCCACGAAACGUUGAACAAGUUCUCAAUCGACGCGGAACUCCGGCUCGAGUUCGCAAGAAAAAUAAACUUUUCUAUGACGAUGACAUUUACAACGCAACGUUGACCAAAAAAGAGACCAGAACACCCGAUAAGAGACAAUCAACACCGAAAAUCAAAGCAAAAACACCUACGCCGUCUAAACGACCAGUCAAAAAAAUCGUAACACCUGCGAAACCUUUCAUUAUUACCGAACCUACUGCUGCAAAAAUAACUCCAACGACUAGUUCGUCUACCACAUCAGCUGAAAACAAAGUCAAUCAGAUUAUCGGCUUGAAGUUGCGCAAUUUGUUAAAAUUACCCAAAGCUUACAACUGGGUAUGUUCCGAGUGGUUUUACAGUAAUAUAGAUCGACCGUUGUUUUUAGAAAAUAACGAUUUCAACAUAUGCUUGAAAGAAUCGUUCCCUCAGUUGAAAACGUAUAAUUUGACUAGAGCUGAAUGGUGUAUGGUACGUCGAAUGAUGGGUAAACCGCGUCGCUGUUCGCAGAAUUUCUUCGCCGAAGAGAUGCGUGAAUUGGAACGUCGUAGGAGUAAAAUCAGACUUCUGCAGCAACGUAAAGCAUCUGAAAUCAGCACUUUUAAAAAUGUUCCCGACGAAAUCCCAUUACAGCCAGUCAUCGGUACCAGUGUGACGGCUCGUUUGAGAGUCCCUAAAAAAGGAUUAUUCAGUGGUAAAAUCGACGCCGUCGAUACGUCGAAUAAUACUUACAGAGUGAGCUUCGAUAAACCUGGAUUGGGCACGCAUUCGAUACCAGACUACGAAGUACUUUCGAACGAAACACCCGAAACAAUCUCGAAAUCAUCGCUGCUCCAAACCUUACGACCUCGUAACAUAAAUUCCAUUCAGUUAUCGAAUAAAAUGGUCCGCGAGCCUUUACUCACCAAUGACCUGAUGCUGAGUAUGUGCGCUUCCGGUAGCAAGUUGAACGUCGAUAAUGGUAUGAUUGGAGAAUAUCCGUGCGAACUGAUCAAGACAAUCGUCCGUUUGAAGAAAAUACUCUACGUUAAGAAAGCCCAAAUACAAAGUUUACGCGAAAUGAACGCCGAAACCGAACGAAUGGAUUUAUAUGGCCAACAAGUCACCGAAGAAUUUCAAACUCGUUACGCCGGAAACAUAAUAGCAUUAGAAAUAAUAAACCGCGAUCUGGGUGAAACCAUCAACUUGCUGAAUCAGCACCUUGAACAGCUUGGUCCCGAUGAAGCAGUCUCAUCUAUACUCUCUCCGGCCUAUCUACAAGAUCAGAGUUCAACUCUGGCCAAAGAAUUAGUCGAGAAAAAUAACACCGUGACCACUGAUCCUUCAAAACUAGUCGUUGAAGAUGACUCAAUGCUUGAACUAAUCACUGAUCUCACCGCGCUCAUGUUGCAAAUUAAAAGCUUAGCUGAACACGACUGUAAACCGUACGAAGUUGACGUACUAAAGAAAACCAUGAUCCAAAUCAAGCUCAAAUUGAGCCAGAGUAACCAAAAGGUAUUCGAAAGCUGCGUUGAAGUACACAUGCAGCAUAUACAGAAUGGACUAAGUGGGUAUAAAAGUUUUAUAACGUCGUCGUAACUCGAAAUAAAAAAGAGAGAAGUACAGGAAAUUAUUGAAAGAGUCAUUCAAUAGUACAAUUUUCUCACUUUUGAAUCGAUGUAUCAAUUUAGCAUGUAAAUUAGGUACUAACCUAUUUUGUUCUAUGUACAAAAUGUUUUAUUUCAAUUUUUGUGGUUGUAAUUUUUAAUGAUCACCAACGUUCAUAAUGUUUUUUAACAUCGUGUACUGUAUCAACUAAUUUAGUUCGCUUCUUCGUUGCAAUAAUUUUUAUUCCAAAAAUUGUCAUUUGAAUAAUUUGAAUAAAUGUAUUGUUAUUUGU
Molecule: messenger RNA, 2017 nt
Organism: Planococcus citri (citrus mealybug)
Lineage: Eukaryota; Metazoa; Arthropoda; Insecta; Hemiptera; Pseudococcidae
Product: protein lin-9 homolog
Exons: 1
Coding region: 1-1716 (571 amino acids)
Biological process (GO): regulation of transcription by RNA polymerase II; DNA-templated transcription; regulation of cell cycle
Cellular component (GO): transcription repressor complex; nucleoplasm
Molecular function (GO): DNA binding
Source: RefSeq, a predicted model, not a curated record